Molecule: messenger RNA, 2552 nt
Organism: Glycine soja
Lineage: Eukaryota; Viridiplantae; Streptophyta; Magnoliopsida; Fabales; Fabaceae
Product: pentatricopeptide repeat-containing protein At5g16420, mitochondrial-like
Exons: 2
Coding region: 102-1691 (529 amino acids)
Molecular function (GO): protein binding
Source: RefSeq, a predicted model, not a curated record
AAUUUUGAAUAUUAAAAAAAAAAAAACAAUAGAGCAUAACCGAGAUUGACUUCACAGUUCAGUUCACACACACUUUUGUUGUUGCCAUUUGGUAUUUGCCAAUGCUCCACUCCAUACUCUCAAGCCCUCCCCGGCCCCACCUCCACCCAUUCUCCACCGCGGCCGCCGCCGCCAUCGCCGCUAACAGCGUCCCCGCCGCCGCCUCCCUCCCCUCCUCCUCCUUCACAAUCCAGCCCCCAAUCCACCCCUGGCCCCGCCGCCUCACCCCUCACAACCUCGCCUCCCUCAUCUCUCGCCAGCACGAUCCCAACCUCUCCCUCCAAAUCUUCCACCAUGCCCACCCCUCACUCUCCCACGCGCCCCAGCCCCUCCACGCGCUCUUCCUCAAACUCUCACGCGCCCGCCUCUUUUCCCACCUCGAGUCCCUCCUCACGCGCCUCCCCACCCCCCCACCGGAGCCCCCUCUCACCACCCUCAUCCGCGCCUACGGCGUUGCCGGAAAACCCCUCUCCGCCCUCCGCCUCUUCCUCAAGUUCCAACCCCUCGGCCUCAGGUCCCUCAACGCCCUCCUCAACGCGCUCGUCCAGAACAAACGACACCGUUUGGCACACUCCGUGUUUAAAAGUUCCACCGAAAAAUUCGGGCUUGUACCGAACGUUGUUAGCUGCAACAUUCUGCUCAAGGCUCUGUGUAAGAGGAACGAGGUUGAUGUCGCGGUUAGGGUUUUGGAUGAAAUGAGUUUGAUGGGUUUGGUUCCCAAUGUGGUUAGUUACACCACUGUUUUGGGUGGGUUUGUGCUUAGGGGCGAUAUGGAGAGUGCUAUGAGGGUUUUUGGUGAGAUUUUGGAUAAAGGUUGGAUGCCUGAUGUAACCUCGUACACUGUUUUGGUGAGUGGGUUUUGUAGAUUGGGGAAGUUGGUGGAUGCAAUUAGGGUAAUGGAUUUGAUGGAGGAGAAUGGGGUUCAGCCUAAUGAGGUUACUUAUGGUGUGAUGAUUGAGGCUUAUUGUAAAGGGAGGAAGCCGGGGGAGGCGGUGAAUUUGCUCGAGGAUAUGGUUACGAAGGGGUUUGUGCCGAGUUCAGUGUUGUGUUGUAAGGUGGUUGAUUUGUUGUGUGAGGAGGGGAGUGUGGAGAGGGCUUGCGAGGUGUGGAGGGGGCUGGUGAGGAAGGGGUGGAGGGUUGGUGGCGCGGUCGUGAGUACGAUCGUGCAUUGGCUUUGCAAGGAGGGGAAGGUGGUGGAGGCGAGGGGCGUGUUGGAUGAGCAGGAGAAAGGGGAGGUUGCGAGUUCAUUGACCUAUAACACACUGAUUGCGGGGAUGUGCGAGAGAGGGGAGCUUUGCGAGGCAGGGAGGCUGUGGGACGAGAUGGUGGAGAAGGGUCGCGCUCCGAAUGCUUUUACUUAUAAUGUGUUGAUUAAGGGGUUUUGUAAGGUUGGUGAUGUGAAGGAGGGUAUCAGGGUUCUGGAGGAGAUGGUGAAGAGUGGAUGCUUGCCUAACAAAUCGACAUACUCGAUAUUGGUUGAUGAGAUUUCUCUUUCUGAAGGAAAGAAAGAGGAAAUUGACAAGGUAGUUUUGUUGGCCAUGACGACCGGAGUUGAUGGUGAAUUGUGGGAUCUUUUCUUAAAACUUGUUGUGGAUAAUUUAGAUGGCAAUGCUGCUGAGCUUGAUAGGAUAUUAACAGAGAAUUUGGUGUGAUAAUGAAAAUUCUUUGGGAUGUGCGGUUGUGUCUGAUCUUUGGAAGGUUCGAAGGUUACGACAAAAGGGGAUUGAAUGCUGGGCACUGUUUAUCCAAUGUAAAGGCAUUCUUAUAUGUUGUAUACUUUCCAGAUAGUAAACUUGAAAGUGUUAAUCAAUUGAUCGGGGACCAUUUUCUUACUGGAAUUUUGUGCACAAUUUGUCUGAUUACAAUGGCAGAUCAUUAUUGCUGCACAUUGACACCAAGUUUGUUACAAAGUUUAAUUUUCAUCCCCUUCAACUCAUGGAAGGUUUUGAUUAUGAUAACAUGGUCACAUGAGUUAUUUCUUUUGUAGUCGCCUAAGACUGGAAAUGGAUGACUAAACAAAGGGAAUUGAUGAAUGUUUUGUAUGUUGAAUUACGUGAUUUCUUUUGUGGCAUGUUUGAAGAAUGAAAUAGGUUAUGGAAAUUGAGUCUGAGUUGUUCAAUAACUUGAUUUUACAGGUUCCAGUGUUUGACAGCAGGGUCUCAUUCCAUUACUGCCUGUUGAGUGAGUCUGUGUUAUGUUUGAACUAAUGAAAGAUAAUCAAAUCAUUGGAGGGUUCAGCUGUUCAAUAACUGUUUGUAUUUAAAAAAGAGUUGCAUCUUAGUAAGAUGUAGCUAUGAUAGGCCGUUACUGACUGUGAGCUAGAUUUUCUUGUUGCUAUUUUGGGCCUGCUUGUAAACCUAGUGGAGAAUGAUAGCCAUUACAAGUGAUUCAAAUAGUUUCUGGACUGGCAGUUAGUAGUGUUACACUAGCAUUAGGAAUGAUGUAAAUAUGGACAUAGUAAUAGAAAAGGGACAUCAAAAGAAAAAUGUUAAUAUUCUUUAUUUCUUUUCUCA